AUGACUUUGUACUUAAAUUCUUUAACUUCUCAUGCAUGGUGGUGAUUACUAAUUAGAAAGCUCCAUCCCCCUGAAUCUCCUUUACACUAGGAAAUCAAUUGUAGUAACCCUCAAGUCAGUGUUUCUUGUGAAUAACCUUGCUCAUAUAAAGCAUCAAACCCUGAAUUGAAGAAAAGUUUUUCUCUCCAUGCAAAAAGACAAGGAAGUUAUUACCAAAGAGGGUAAGGAUAUUGAAAUGGAAGGGAAUCAUGAGAAGGAGGAAACCCUCCCACCAGGAUUUCGGUUUCAUCCGACCGAUGAAGAACUCAUCUCUUACUAUCUUACAAACAAGAUUUCAGAUUCUAAUUUUACAGGCAAAGCAAUAGCUGAUGUAGAUCUCAACAAAUGUGAGCCAUGGGAGCUUCCGGAGAAGGCGAAAAUGGGACAAAAAGAAUGGUACUUCUUCAGUCUAAGAGAUCGUAAGUACCCAACGGGUGUUAGAACCAACCGAGCCACGAACACAGGGUACUGGAAAACCACAGGAAAAGACAAAGAGAUCCUCAACAGUGCUACAUCGGAGUUGGUUGGUAUGAAGAAGACUUUGGUUUUCUACAAAGGCAGGGCUCCCAGAGGAGAGAAAAGCAACUGGGUCAUGCAUGAAUACCGCAUUCAUUCAAAAUCCAGCAGCUUCAGAACCAACAAGCAGGAUGAAUGGGUGGUUUGCAGGGUAUUCCGCAAGAGUGCUGGUGCAAAAAAGUUCCCCUCUUCCAGCCACAUCAGAGCAUUGAAUCUGAAUCCUUUUAGUCUGGAAGUUGGCCCUAGCAUUAUGCCACCACCACCAAUGAUGCACCUUGCAGACCCUGCUGCUGCUGCUCAUUUCCUUUAUGGAAGAAACUACAUGAUGAACCCUUCAGAGGUAGCUGAAGUGACUAGGGUUUUGAGAGGUGGUGGACCCACAAAUGUGAAUGUGAUGAACAUGAACUUACCAAUGCAAUACUCUCAUUUGAACAACCCAGUAGCAGGAGGAGGAGGAGAAGGGUUUACUAUUUCUGGCCUUAAUUUGAAUCUGGGAGGAACAGUUGCUACUACCACCGCACAAGCACAACAAUCCCUUUUGAGGCCAAUGAUGCCACCACCACAGCCAUCUCCUGCUCACACAAUUGCCCAAGUGCAUCAUGACUUCAGUUCCAACAUGGUGACACCCAAUAUUGCUCUUGCUGCUGACAAUGUAGGGUAUGGUGGAGAAGUGGCCAGUGCAAAUUCUCAUGGCAAUAGGUACAUGGGCAUGGACCAUUGCAUGGAUCUUGACAAUUACUGGCCUUCCUACUAAAUUGGGAGGCCAUUAUUAAUUAGAUAUAAUAUAUAGUACUUAAAUAACCGAUUGUGUGAUAUGAUUGAGUGAUAACAUUACUCAAGUAUGUAGUCAACAGUUCAAACUUAUCCGUGCCUAUUAAAACUCUUAGUAUUUGGAAGGAUUAAUAUAAUAUUUGGUUUCUGCCCGAGAGAUACAUGUGUUCACUGAAAGGAAAUAUUUAGUACGUAAACUAUAGUUGGAUCAGCUACCAUUAAUAUUUAUGCCUUUUCAAGUGUUUUUAA
Molecule: messenger RNA, 1575 nt
Organism: Glycine soja
Lineage: Eukaryota; Viridiplantae; Streptophyta; Magnoliopsida; Fabales; Fabaceae
Product: NAC domain-containing protein 59-like
Exons: 4
Coding region: 188-1309 (373 amino acids)
Biological process (GO): regulation of DNA-templated transcription
Molecular function (GO): DNA binding
Source: RefSeq, a predicted model, not a curated record